GCUCUCUGCCCGGGCCGGGGCACCUGAUCCCGGAUAACCUCAGUCUUUCCCCCGCUCGGUGUGGGACUUUUCCCGGAGCUAACAGAGGACCAACACCGGCAGAGGCUCCCCCGCUGCCCUCCCGUCCCUCCAGCAGCUGUGGGGUUUUUAAACACAUUUUAAAGGUUCAAUCGUACAUUUUUCGGAGGAUCUUUCUAAGAAUGAGCUGCUACACAGUGACGCUCCCCGGCCCCGGGCCCUGGGGCUUCAGGCUGCAGGGGGGGAAGGACUUCAACAUGCCCCUCACCAUCUCCAGGAUCACGCAGGGCAGCAAGGCGGCGCAGGGUAACCUGGUGCAGGGCGAUGUAAUCGUAGCCAUCGAUGGCGUCGGCACGGACGGGAUGACCCACCUGGAGGCUCAGAACAAGAUCAAGAUGGCCAACUACAACCUGGCACUCACUAUGACCAAGGCGAAGCGUAGCGCUGCGAUGUCGCUGCCGAGGAUGGACGUUUUUUCCAUAAUUCCUCACCAACAGCCUCAGGUGAACGGCCACCUGUCGGCCUGCAGUGCCUCCUCCGGGCCUGCGGGGGCAGACUCUCCGGGGAGGGGGGCGGCAACGAGCCCCACCCAGAGGAAGCAGUAUAACAACCCCAUCGGCCUGUACUCAGAGGAGACUCUGAGGGAGAUGGCCGCCAUUCAGGCCGGGCUGCCUGUCGGCGCCGGUUUCAACCCUGCCGGCCCCCCCACCCAGAGGCCGAUUGAGGUGACGGCCCCCGGCGGGAAGGCCACCAUCAUCCACGCCCAAUACAACACGCCCAUCAGCAUGUACUCGCAGGACGCCAUCAUGGAUGUGAUCGCCGGGCAGACGCAGGGGAUGGGGCACGACGCCGGCCCUACUGAGCAUGCUCCAGCUUCUGUUGGCUCCGCCCCCGUUGCUAUGGAACCCGCCCCUGCUGAACCUGGCCCCGCCCCCAGCAGCCAAUACAGUCAGCCUCCUGCCAUGCACCAGGCUCCCCAAGGCCCGCCUCCACAGCAGUACCAGCAAAUGCCGCAGCACUACCAGCAGCCAAUGCCACAACAGCAACCUAUGCCACAACAGCAACCAAUGCCACAACAGCAACCAAUGCCACAACAGCAGUACCAACAACCAAUGCAGCAACAAUACCAGCAGCCAAUCCCACAGCAGUAUCAGCAGCCACCAACGCAACAAGCCCCGCCCACUCAGCAGAGCUCAAUUCAGAUCCCUCUUGGCCCCGCCCCUCCCAAAGUGGUCAGCACUGCCUGCAUCUACCCCUCCCAGCCAGCUCCACCACCUGCAGCAGCUCAGCCCUGCCCCCCCGCUGUUGCCCCGCCCCAACCCCCAGCUGCCCCCUCCCCGUCUAACCGCCCGCCCUGGGUGUCCGACACCAACUUCGCCGACAAGUUCGAUCCCAGUAAGAUGACCACCUCCAUGAAGGUGCAGCAGCUGCCCCAGGGCGCCCCUCCUCCACCGGUGUACAUCCCCAACCCCUCCCACUCCUCACCUGCAGCACCAAGCCCCGCCCCCGUCACACCAAGCCCCGCCCCCUUCACACCUGUGGCGAGGGGCGUGGCUCAGAGAGCGGAGAGGUUCGCCGCCAGCAGCCGUACGCCUCUGUGCGGGUCCUGCAACGGAGUCAUCAGGGGCCCCUUCCUGGUGGCCCUUGGCCGCUCCUGGCAUCCGGAGGAGUUUAACUGUCACUACUGCCACAUGUCUCUGGCGGACGCCAGCUUUGUGGAGGAGCAGAACAACGUUUACUGCGAGAACUGCUACGAGGAGUUCUUUGCCCCGACCUGCGCUCGCUGCAGCACCAAGAUCAUGGGGGAAGUGAUGCACGCCCUGCGGCAGACGUGGCACACCACCUGCUUCGUGUGUGCCGCCUGUGGUAAAGCCUUCGGAAACAGCCUCUUCCACAUGGAGGACGGGGAGCCGUACUGCGAGAAAGAUUAUAUCUCGCUCUUCAGCACAAAGUGUCACGGCUGUGACUUCCCGGUUGAAGCUGGAGAUAAAUUCAUCGAGGCUCUGGGUCACACCUGGCACGACACCUGCUUUGUGUGUGCGGUUUGCCACGUGAACCUGGAGGGCCAGCCUUUUUACUCAAAGAAAGACAAACCUCUGUGCAAGAAGCACGCUCACGCCAUCAACGUGUAGACGACCAGCUGGAGGCCACCGCCCGCACGCUGACGGCUUUACUAAUGUGUGUGUAAACGCUCUUCAUGCAAAAUACACUUUGUUUUUUGUGCAUUUAUUUUAAAACUAAGCUGCCUGAAGAUUCAAAACAGAAACAAAAAGAAGGUCAUGUUGUCCAGCCCCCUUUAUUAUGUACUGUAGAGUUUUAUUUUCCUGUUUUCUACCACAAACUACUUGUGUGUUCAAAGUGACAAAGUUCUUAUACGGAGUCUGGUGUGUGCCAAAAUAAAUAAUACAUAUAUUCUCACUGAUAAAUGUAAAAUAUAUACAGGUUACUAAGUUGAUGUAUGCUAAGAAUAAGAUAUUGUUACAUUUAAUAUUGAAAGAAUAAGGAUUAUAAUUUGGAUUCUUUUAUUUAAAGCUUGGAUUUCCCUCCUUUGUGGUUAACAAACGCAAAGAUCAUUUUAAUAUAUAUAUAAAUUAAAAGAAUUUUGGCAAUUCUAAAGACUUUCAUCAUUUAUGUUUUUCUUGUUUUAUUUUCAUUUUACAUCGGAAUUAUAUCAUUAAAUGAUCUGAUUAUUUCAGUGGCUCACUCUGGACUCCUUACACUGGAACUGCACACCUUUCCCAUCAUAUCUCCUACUCUGAAAAUUUGAAGGCUUUUUCCCCACCUAACUAAACUAACAAAAGCAUUUAUAAAUAUUAAUUUAUAUUAUAUAUAUUAUUCGUUCAGCACCUGAAUGUAAAAUAGAAACCACAGACUGUAGAGAAACCGAAAUGUCCUUAAACAGGUUGUUAGAAGUCAGACUGUCCUGACUGCAGCAGCUUCACCUUUGAGGUUAAAUGUUAGGAACAGCAACUAGGAAGACAAACAACAAAACACUAAAAAAGACUAUAAAUAGAUGCAAAACCAUUCAGAACUCCUUUAUCAGAAAUAAUUGAGACAUAAAUGGCUACAAAUAGAUGCAAAAUGACUACAGAGAGAUGACCACAGAAACUCAAGUGACUAAAAAAAGAGACGCAAGACAAAUGCAAAGAUACGACCACAUAGAGACAAAAAAACAACCACAAAGAGAAGCAAAACUAUGAGGUUGAGACACAAAUAGGGAAAAAUAGCAAAUGACAAAUUGGAUUCUUUCAAAACGACCACAGAAACUACAAAAAAACAACUGAAAAAGAUGCAAAAUGACUCCAGAUCGCUGUUUCAGAAACUCUAGAGUCGCCUGUAUGGGAUGUUUUUGGUCCAGAAACAGGGUCGUGCUGUCUGGACUUAUUUACCGCUCUCCUUGUUUUGCUGCUCUCAGUAGUUCCCUGUUCCUGUUCCUGCAGGUGAAACCGCUGCAGAGUCUGAUGAUGUGUAGUUUCUAACCCUUCACGUACAGGAGGUGCUACUCUGCAGCAAAAAACCUUUUAUUUUAAUAUUUAUUAACAGUUCUGAUCGAGUGAUAUUUAUUAAAGAGCUACUGUGUCACCACUGCUGCGUUCAGGGCUCAUCGGUCUGUUUUGUGGAUCACCACGAGGUGAUGGAUUCAUUUCUGUAAUUAUUGUUUGUUUUCCUGGACUGUAAGAGCUCGAAUGUUUAUUACGACGGCUGUUUUCACUACACUGGACGCCUUUAUGACUUUUAUUAUUAUUAUUUAAUCGAUCAUUUUGGCUGUGUUCUUAGAUCCUCAAAUGUCCACACAAAUCAACAACAUAGCGAUGCAUUAAUAACCACACACAUAUGCAAAAUGUGAUUAAUUUCAGUGCUCAAUUCAACACAAGCAGUGUCCUCAAGAAUAUGCAAAAUAAGUCAACCCAACUUUAUUGAAAGCAUUUGAAAACAACAUUGACUGAAGUGCUUGAAAAAUAGAAAGGAUAUUGAUAUAUGGAUAUUAGUGGAGGAAGAAGACCGUAGUAUUGUUGCAAAUUAAAUCCUGCAGUGUACACACACCCUGUGAUUUUAAAGCUGGUGUUUUUACAGUGUGAACGAAGCCUCAGAAACACUGAAUAUGUGAUUUAAUGCAGAAGAGUUUUUUGGUUUGAAGAAAUCUGUGUUUUUCAGAUAAAUGAUAUUGUUACUACGGGGAAAAGUAAAAUAUUCAGCCCCCCUGUAGCGUUUUGUGCCUUCUGUGAUUCAGUCUGUCUGACCGGCACACACACACACACACACACACACACACACACACACACACACACACACACACACACACACACACUCACUCACUCACUCGUGCUGGUGUACAGUUUUUACUUUGAACAUUUUAUACAGUUUGAGUGUUUUUUCAGAGGGUGAAUGUGUGCAUGCAGGACGUCUGUCAGCAUGUGGAACGAGGCAACGUCAGUAUUAGUUUCUGUUGGUGUCACUUUUUAAACUUUACUGGGAGUGUUUGAACUGGUUUUGGAGUCAACGAUGCUGUACGUGAAAUAUUAUGAAUAUUAUUUUAACGUGUUAAAGGAAAGCAAGAAGCUGAAGUGACCGCUUAAGCUGCUGUACUACAUUUGUGUAACUGGUUUUGAAUAUUUGAGGAUUAUUUGUGUUGCAAGUUGAAUAAAAUGAGCACUUCAACCACCUGAAAAUAUACGUUUAUUUCCUCUAUUUCUGAUUUUACUUUGUCCUGCAUCAUCUUUGAGUUGAUUUGACAGGAUUUUCUGCUUGAUUUUGUAUUGAGGAAAAAGAAAAGACUUAAAUAUAAAGAACUAAAUGUAUAAAUAAAUACAGGAAUAUAUGAUAAACAUUUCUGUAAAAAAUAAAUAUCUUCAUAAAAA
Eleginops maclovinus (Patagonian blennie) is the source of this 4877-nucleotide messenger RNA. RefSeq names its product LIM domain-binding protein 3-like. Gene Ontology annotation, molecular function: actin binding; muscle alpha-actinin binding. Gene Ontology annotation, cellular component: adherens junction; Z disc; stress fiber. Gene Ontology annotation, biological process: heart development; actin cytoskeleton organization; muscle structure development. The transcript has 13 exons. The coding region runs from base 201 to 2150 and encodes 649 amino acids. The record is from RefSeq and is a predicted model, not a curated record. NCBI's taxonomy places the organism in Eukaryota, Metazoa, Chordata, Actinopteri, Perciformes, Eleginopidae.